AUGAUGAUGGCGGAGGAUCUCGGUGUGGAAGCGAAGGAAGCAUCCGUUCGCGAGGUCGCGAAGCUUUUACCUCUCCCGGAGCUUCUUCAUUCAAUUGCAUCGAUCAAAGCUGAUUACGUUUCACGCCAACAGGCCAAUGACGCACAGCUUAGUACAAUGGUUGCAGAGCAGGUUGAGCAGUCACAGGCAGGACUGAAAUCACUCUCCUUUUCUGAGAAGACAAUAAAUCAGCUUCGGGAAAACUUUCUCUCCAUUGAGAAUUUAUGUCAGGAAUGCCAAACAUUAAUUGACAACCAUGACCAGAUAAAGAUACUUAGCAAUGCAAGAAAUAACUUAAACACAACCUUGAAGGAUGUUGAAGGUAUGAUGUCCAUCUCUGUUGAGGCAGCAGAGGCUCGGGAUUCUUUGACUGAUGACAAAGAAAUUGUCAAUACUUACGAGAGGUUAACAGCUUUGGAUGGAAAGCGAAGGUUUGCAUUAGCAGCAGCAGCAUCUCACAAGGAAGAAGUUGGAAGGCUGAGGGAAUAUUUUGAAGAUGUAGAUAGAACAUGGGAGAACUUUGAGAAGACACUAUGGGAUCAUGUUGCCAAUUUCUAUAAACUUUCUAAAGAAAGCCCACAAACUUUGGUUCGUGCUUUACGGGUUGUUGAAAUGCAAGAAAUCCAUGAUCAACAGGUUGCAGAGGAGGUAGCUGAGGCUGAAGGGGAUGGUGCAUUGGCAUCAGCCACAAAUCCUCAUAGAAGUGCCAUAAAAGCUACAAGUGGGAUGUCUUCGAAAAAUUUAACACAACAAAAGUUGAAGGUUCAGGGGAAAGGCUAUAAGGAUAAGUGUUACGAGCAAAUUAGGAAGACUGUUGAAGGACGAUUUAACAAACUUCUAAAUGAGCUUGUCGUUGAGGACCUGAAAGCAGCAUUAGAGGAAGCUCGAAUGAUUGGGGAGGAACUUGGAGAUAUCUAUGACUAUGUUGCCCCCUGCUUUCCUCCAAGAUAUGAAAUAUUCCAACUAAUGGUAAAUCUGUACACUGAGAGGUUUAUUCAGAUGCUAAGGUUGCUUAGUGACAAGGCCAAUGGAUUAACAAAUAUCGAGAUAUUAAAGGUAACUGGUUGGGUGGUUGAAUACCAAGAUAACCUGAUUGGCCUUGGUGUUGACGAGUCUUUGGCCCAAGUCUGCUCUGAGAGUGGUGCAAUGGAUCCUCUUAUGAAUUCUUAUGUUGAGCGAAUGCAAGCUACAACAAGGAAAUGGUACUUGAAUAUUCUGGAAGCAGAUAAAACACAGCCCCCAAAGAAAACUGAAGAUGGGAAGCUAUACACUCCAGCUGCUGUUGAUUUAUUCAGGAUACUUGGAGAGCAAGUUCAAAUUGUCCGAGAUAAUAGCACUGAUGUCAUGUUAUACCGAAUUUCCUUGGCAACCAUUCAGGUGAUGAUUGAUUUUCAAGCAGCUGAAAAGAAGAGACUUCAAGAACCAGCUUCUGAAAUUGGUCUGGAACCUUUAUGCGCUAUGAUAAACAAUAAUUUGCGCUGCUAUGAUCUUGCAAUGGAACUAAGUAAUAGCACCAUAGAAGCUCUUCCUCAGAACUAUGCAGAGCAGGUUAAUUUUGAAGAUACUUGUAAGGGGUUUCUCGAGGUUGCCAAGGUAUAA
This is a messenger RNA of Vicia faba (fava bean), 1638 nucleotides long. Lineage: Eukaryota; Viridiplantae; Streptophyta; Magnoliopsida; Fabales; Fabaceae. The record is from the annotation of a GenBank genome assembly.